This is a messenger RNA of Oppiella nova, 2765 nucleotides long. The record is from the annotation of a GenBank genome assembly. Lineage: Eukaryota; Metazoa; Arthropoda; Arachnida; Sarcoptiformes; Oppiidae.
AGGACACCGGCUCGCAAACUGACGGCAACACCGACGCCAAUGUCAGGCAUCGGAGGCGGCGGAGGAUUCUUCAUUCAGAAAGAGGAACAGUCGUCCAAAAUGAUGGAUAUGGAGCCGAAGGGCCAGAAUCUGCCGCCACUUAAACCCGAAGACAUUCAAUAUUUUGACAAAUUGUUGACAGAUGUGGACGAAGAGUCGUUGAGUCCGGACGAGCAAAAAGAGCGCAAAAUUAUGAAACUUUUGCUUAAAAUCAAAAACGGAACGCCGCCUAUGAGGAAGUCGGCCCUCAGACAAAUCACUGAUAAGGCCCGCGAAUUUGGUGCCGGCCCUCUGUUUAAUCAAAUACUACCUCUUCUGAUGUCUCCCACACUCGAAGACCAAGAAAGACAUCUAUUGGUGAAAGUGAUCGACAGAAUUCUGUACAAAUUGGAUGAUUUGGUUCGUCCGUAUGUCCAUAAAAUACUAGUAGUUAUCGAGCCUUUGCUUAUCGAUGAGGACUAUUACGCGCGAGUGGAGGGCCGGGAGAUUAUAUCGAAUUUAGCCAAAGCUGCCGGACUCGCGACUAUGAUCUCGACGAUGAGGCCCGACAUCGACAACAUUGACGAAUACGUGCGAAACACUACUGCGCGCGCCUUUGCUGUGGUGGCCUCAGCGCUGGGCAUCCCUUCACUGUUACCUUUCCUGAAGGCUGUCUGUAAGAGCAAGAAGUCAUGGCAGGCCCGACACACCGGCAUUAAGAUUGUACAGCAAAUCGCUAUUCUUAUGGGAUGUGCUAUUCUUCCACAUCUGAGAAGUUUAGUGGAGAUUAUAGAACACGGAUUAGUAGACGAACAGCAAAAAGUGAGAACAAUCACAGCCUUGGCUUUGGCCGCAUUGGCUGAGGCGGCCACUCCUUAUGGCAUCGAGUCGUUUGAUUCAGUGCUCAAACCUUUAUGGAAAGGUAUUCGCACGCAUAGGGGUAAAGGUUUGGCCGCUUUUCUCAAAGCCAUCGGUUAUUUAAUACCUCUGAUGGACGCCGAAUACGCCAACUAUUAUACCCGAGAAGUGAUGUUGAUUUUGAUCCGAGAGUUCCAAUCGCCCGACGAAGAGAUGAAGAAAAUUGUACUCAAAGUCGUGAAACAGUGUUGCGGUACAGAUGGUGUCGAACCCCAGUAUAUCAAAGACGAAGUGUUGCCACACUUUUUCCGCCACUUCUGGAACCAUCGGAUGGCACUCGACCGGAGAAACUAUAGGCAAUUAGUGGACACAACUGUGGAGAUCGCCAACAAAGUGGAAGCCGCGGAAAUCAUACACCGAAUUGUGGACGACUUGAAGGACGAGAACGAGGCCUACCGUAAAAUGGUUAUGGAGACCAUCGAGAAGAUAAUGUCCAACUUAGGCGCCGCACAAAUCGACUCACGUCUCGAGGAACAGCUCAUCGAUGGAAUUCUGUACGCAUUUCAAGAGCAGACCACCGAAGACUUAGUGAUGUUGAAUGGCUUCGGAACUAUUGUGAACGCAUUGGCGAAGAGAGUGAAACCAUAUUUGCCUCAAAUUUGUGGUACGAUUCUGUGGCGACUAAACAAUAAGUCAGCGAAAGUGAGACAACAGGCGGCAGAUCUGAUCUCAAGGAUUGCGAUCGUAAUGAAGACGUGUCAGGAGGAGAAACUGAUGGGACAUUUAGGUGUUGUUCUCUACGAAUACUUGGGUGAGGAAUACCCCGAAGUGUUGGGUUCGAUAUUGGGUGCAUUGAAGGCCAUUGUGAAUGUGAUUGGUAUGCAUAAGAUGACGCCUCCCAUCAAAGACCUGUUGCCCCGAUUGACACCCAUUCUGAAGAACAGACACGAGAAGGUUCAGGAGAACUGCAUUGAUUUGGUCGGACGUAUCGCCGAUCGCGGCGCUGAGUAUGUGUCGGCCCGCGAAUGGAUGCGAAUCUGCUUUGAAUUAUUAGAGCUCUUGAAGGCCCACAAGAAGGCCAUCAGGAGAGCUACAGUCAACACAUUCGGUUAUAUCGCCAAAGCUAUCGGUCCUCACGACGUGUUGGCCACUCUUCUGAACAAUCUUCGCGUUCAGGAGAGACAGAACCGGGUGUGCACUACAGUGGCCAUCGCUAUCGUGGCCGAGACCUGUUCCCCAUUCACUGUUCUGCCGGCGCUUAUGAAUGAAUAUCGAGUCCCAGAACUCAAUGUACAAAACGGUGUCCUCAAGUCAUUGGCCUUUCUCUUCGAAUACAUCGGCGAAAUGGGAAAGGAUUACAUCUAUGCCAUCACUCCUCUUCUAGAGGACGCCCUAAUGGACAGGGAUUUGGUCCACAGACAGACCGCGUGCGCCGCCAUUCAGCACAUGGCUCUCGGCGUCUAUGGUUUUGGUUGUGAAGACGCGUUGACACACAUUAUGAACUAUGUUUGGCCCAACAUUUUCGAGACCUCCCCUCACUUGGUCCAGGCCUUCAUGGGAGCCAUCGAGGGCUUGAAGGUGUCGUUGGGACCCAUCAAGAUGUUGCAGUACACCAUUCAGGGUCUCUUCCAUCCCGCGCGCAAAGUGAGAGAUGUCUAUUGGAAAGUCUAUAACACUCUCUAUAUCGGAGGUCAGGACACACUAGUGGCCGGUUAUCCCAGAGCUUCGAAUGACUCGAAGAAUAAUUAUAUUCGUUAUGAAUUGGAUUACGCGCUCUAAUUAUGUCCGUUUCGUUUGGAGUCCUGUUUUGAGUUAAAGUUUUUAAAUGAGAUGUCAUUAAAACAUUAAUUAUUAUUACAUUAAACGCUUUUCUUUUUCACUUUUACCAC